AUGAAUGUUGAAAUUGAUCGACAAUUUCGUCGAGUUGAAGAGGAAAAUUUAGCUUUACAAAGACAAAUUGAAAAUUUACAGGCUAUUCUUAAUGAAUCAGAACAUCAACAUGCACAACGUUUAAUUGAUUUUAAUACACGUAAUCAACGUGAAACCGAAGUUGAAACUGCACGUAUUCGAUCAUCACAAACAGUCUCUGAACGUGCUUUAGAAGCACGAGAAAAGAACAUCAUGCUCAUAACAAUACUUAAAGAACAACUUCAUCAAGAAAUGCGUGGAUGUAAACCAUUUCUUCAUCGUUCAUUAACAAAUGAGAAUGAAACAAAUGCUCUCCGCCAUGAAAUAACUGAUUUAAUGUCAGUUGUUUCUCAUGAUCCAUAUAGUCUUGAUCCUGCAUUGUAA
Molecule: messenger RNA, 402 nt
Organism: Rotaria sp. Silwood2
Lineage: Eukaryota; Metazoa; Rotifera; Eurotatoria; Philodinida; Philodinidae
Source: the annotation of a GenBank genome assembly